AUGUCUCAAGACGUUCUCAAAGAAUCAGACGUUAGCUCACCUUUAUACGAUAUUUAUAACAAGAAUGAUAUUGAUCAAGAUAAUAAUGAUAAUGAAAUUUAUGAUUCAUUAAAUUCAAAUAUUGCUAAAAAUCAAAGCAAAUUACAAAAUGAAAUUUCACAUAACAAGCCAAAUCAUUUAUCUUUUACCAAAAUCAUCAUUUCAUUAUUUAUUUUAAGUAUUUCAGGAAUUUUAUAUAAUCAAUUAGGUCAACAUAUUCAUGAUAAUCAUAUCCUUGUUCCAGAAUUAGCUUCAAAACCUUUAGAAAUUGGUAUUAAAAUAGGUAAUGCCCUUGUUUUCCAUGAUUCAGUUCCAAAAUGGGUUAUUUAUUCAAUUGAGGGAAUCAUAUUUGGUUUAAUUCAACCUUUAAUUGAUUAUAUCUUUAAUUUAAAAUCUGGGAAAAUUCAAACAAAAAUUGAUUCAAAUUCAAUUAUUAGAGCUUCAGUUGCAUUCUUAGGUGUUUCAUUUGCAGUGAGAAAAAUUGAAUGGAAUUCAUCAAUUCAAGCUUCAAUUGCAUGGUCAUUAUUAAGUCCAUGUUUAUGGUUAUUAUUAGAUGGUACUUUAUCAGGAUUUUUAACAAGUGUUACAAUUGCUUCAAUUGCAAGUUUUUCUGUUGUUGUAUUGGAAGGUUUACCAAAAAAUUGGAAUCAAGAUUAUGAAUUUAGUGCAAUAAUGUUAUGGUUAGGAAAUUUUUUCUUUUUUGGUUUAAUUAUAUUUGGUAAAAUUGGAAGAUAUUUAUUUCAAUAG
Molecule: messenger RNA, 786 nt
Organism: Hansenula ciferrii
Lineage: Eukaryota; Fungi; Ascomycota; Saccharomycetes; Phaffomycetales; Wickerhamomycetaceae
Exons: 1
Coding region: 1-786 (261 amino acids)
Biological process (GO): sterol biosynthetic process
Cellular component (GO): endoplasmic reticulum
Source: RefSeq, a predicted model, not a curated record